Molecule: messenger RNA, 6145 nt
Organism: Aethalodelphis obliquidens (Pacific white-sided dolphin)
Lineage: Eukaryota; Metazoa; Chordata; Mammalia; Artiodactyla; Delphinidae
Gene: YEATS2
Product: YEATS domain containing 2
Exons: 32
Coding region: 254-4471 (1405 amino acids)
Biological process (GO): regulation of DNA-templated transcription
Source: RefSeq, a predicted model, not a curated record
UCGGGCGGGCUCUGCUGAGCAGUGUGCUUCCGCGGGCUCCGGGGUCGCUGGGGCCUCGUGGCGGGGCGGCUCCGCGGGGCUUGGCCCGUUGCCUCCCCUCCCCCGUACCCUCUCGCGGCGCCCGGCGGGGCCUGUGCUUCAGCCGGAGACCCGGAAAAAGGCAUGCACAUUGGGCAGUCUUUGAGAAGCCUGGAUGUUGUUGGAGUAAAAGCUGCUGCUAUUUUUAGUUUGCAAGUGAAGAACGAAUGUCAUCAUGUCUGGAAUCAAGCGAACAGUCAAAGAAACUGACCCUGAUUAUGAGGAUGUAUCUGUGGCCCUUCCAAAUAAGCGGCAUAAAGCAAUUGAGAAUUCAGCUCGAGAUGCUGCUGUGCAGAAGAUUGAGACUAUUAUCAAGGAACAAUUUGCACUUGAAAUGAAGAAUAAGGAACAUGAAAUUGAGGUCAUUGACCAGCGACUAAUUGAGGCAAGAAGGAUGAUGGAUAAACUUCGUGCCUGCAUUGUCGCAAACUACUAUGCUUCUGCAGGACUUCUGAAAGUUUCUGAGGGAUCAAAGACAUGUGAUACAAUGAUUUUUAAUCAUCCUGCUGUCAAGAAAUUUUUGGAAUCACCAUCUAGGUCAUCAUCUCCUGCCAAUCAGAGAUCAGAAACACCAUCAGCCAAUCAUUCAGAAAGUGAUUCUUUAUCUCAACACAAUGACUUCUUAUCUGACAAAGACACUAACAGCAAUGUGGACAUAGAGGAAAGACUCUCAAGCAACACAGAGCAGAGACCAAGCCGAAAUACUGGAAGGGACACUUCUGGUAUUACUGGCUCCCAUAAAACAGAGCAGCGGAAUACUGAUCUUACAGGAGAUGAGACUUCACGACUUUUUGUAAAGAAAACAAUAGUAGUGGGCAAUGUGUCCAAGUACAUACCUCCUGAUAAGAGAGAAGAAAACGACCAAUCAACCCACAAGUGGAUGGUAUAUGUCCGAGGGUCUCGUAGAGAACCCAGCAUUAAUCAUUUUGUCAAGAAAGUUUGGUUCUUUCUUCAUCCCAGCUAUAAACCAAAUGACCUUGUGGAAGUUAGAGAGCCUCCUUUUCACUUGACCAGAAGAGGCUGGGGUGAGUUUCCUGUCAGAGUUCAAGUACACUUUAAGGACAGCCAGAACAAGCGGAUAGAUAUCAUACAUAAUCUGAAGCUGGACAGAACUUAUACUGGCUUGCAGACUCUUGGAGCAGAGACGGUAGUGGAUGUUGAGCUCCAUCGGCAUUCUCUUGGAGAAGACACCGUUUAUCCUCAGUCCUCCGAGUCAGACAUCUCAGAUGCCCCACCAUCCUUGCCUUUGACCAUUCCAGCCCCUGUGAAAGCGUCCUCACCAGUAAAGCAGUCACAUGAGCCAGUACCUGAUACCUCUGUGGAGAAAGAAGGAUUCCCAGCCAACACUGAAGCUGAGAGACACACUACAUUUUAUUCUUUGCCAUCUUCAUUGGAACGAACACCCACCAAAAUGACAACAUCCCAGAAAGUCACCUUUUGUUCUCAUGGCAAUUCAGCUUUUCAGCCAAUAGCAUCAAGUUGCAAAAUUGUGCCACAAAGUCAGGUUCCUAAUCCGGAGUCACCUGGAAAAUCCUUCCAGCCUAUCACCAUGAGCUGCAAGAUUGUCUCAGGUUCCCCUAUAUCAACCCCAAGUCCAUCGCCAUUGCCUCGAACCCCAACUUCCACUCCAGUCCAUGUGAAGCAAGGCACUGCCAGUUCUGUUAUUAAUAAUCCUUAUGUUAUCGUGGACAAGCCAGGGCAGGUUAUUGGAGCCACCACUCCUACUGCAGGAAGUCCUACCAGCAAGCUCUCUACUGCCUCUCAGGCCUCCCAAGGAACAGGUUCCCCGAUUCCUAAAAUUCAUGGAAGUAGUUUUGUAACAUCUGCUGUCAAGCAGGAGGAUUCUUUGUUUGCAUCUAUGCCACCUCUUUGCCCAAUUGGGAGUCACCCUAAGGUUCAAAGCCCCAAACCUAUAACUGGAGGACUUGGAGCUUUCACAAAAGUAAUCAUCAAACAGGAACCUGGAGAAGCCUCUCAUGUACCAACAACAGGAGCUGCCAGCCAGUCACCACUCCCUCAGUAUGUGACUGUGAAAGGGGGUCACAUGAUAGCUGUGUCCCCUCAAAAACAAGUCCUAACUGCUGGAGAAGGGACUGCCCAGUCACCAAAGAUUCAGCCCUCUAAGGUUGUUGGGGUUCCAGUUGGGUCUACCCUACCUUCGGCAGUGAAGCAGGCAGUGGCAAUCAGUGGUGGCCAGAUCCUCGUAGCCAAGGCCAGCUCGUCUGUCGCCAAAGCAGUUGGUCCAAAGCAAGUUGUGACCCAAGGAGUUGCCAAGGCAAUUGUGAGUGGAGGUGGAGGAACCAUUGUCGCUCAGCCGAUGCAAGCCUUAACCAAGGCUCAGGUCACUGCUGCUGGCCCUCAGAAGACUGGAUCCCAGGGUUCAGUAAUGGCGACAUUGCAGCUGCCAGCCACUAAUUUGGCCAACUUGGCAAAUUUGCCUCCUGGCACUAAGCUCUACCUUACAACGAACAGCAAGAACCCUUCAGGAAAAGGAAAACUGCUGCUGAUCCCUCAAGGAGCCAUCCUGCGGGCUACCAACAAUUCUAACCUCCAGUCUGGCUCAGCUGCCAGUAGCGGUGGUGGUGGCAGUGGCAGUGGCAGUGGAGGAGGAACUGGAGGAGCCCAGAGCCCUGCCGGCCCUGGAGGGAUAUCCCAGCACCUGACGUACACAUCUUACAUCCUCAAGCAAACCCCUCAGGGCACGUUUUUAGUUGGCCAGCCAUCACCCCAGACAUCUGGAAAACAGCUGACUACGGGGUCAGUGGUGCAAGGAACACUGGGAGUCAGCACAUCCUCUGCACAAGGACAGCAAACGUUAAAAGUCAUCUCUGGACAAAAAACCACUUUGUUUACCCAGGCGGCCCCGGGGGCACAGGCAUCUCUAAUGAAAAUAUCUGAUAGCACAUUGAAGUCUGUGCCAGCCACCUCACAACUCUCAAAGCCUGGAACCACGAUGCUGAGGGUAGCAGGAGGAGUUAUUACAACUGCCAGUUCCCCAGCUGUAGCCCUCUCAGCAAAUGGUCCUGCGCAACAGCAGUCGGAAGGAACAGCUCCCAGUUCAUCAUCUGCUAUGACUUCUGUAAUGAAAACUUCUGGGCAGCAACAAGUGUGUGUGAGCCCAGCCACCAUGGGACCCUGCAAGGCUGCUACCUCCUCUGUCAUCAGUGCUACGUCCCUGGUGUCCACACCAAACCCCAUCUCUGGAAAGGCCACAGUAUCAGGAUUGUUAAAGAUUCAUUCCAGUCAGUCCAAUCCCCAGCAGGCUGUUCUGACAAUCCCCAGCCAGCUCAAACCACUCAGUGUAAACACAUCUGGAGGUGUGCAGACUAUACUGAUGCCUGUGAAUAAAGUGGUUCAGUCAUUUCCUACCAACAAAUCACCUGCCAUUCUGCCUGUAGCUGCCCCAACUCCAGUUGUCCCCAGCUCUGCUCCAGCAACUGUUACAAAAGUGAAGACUGAACCAGAAACACCUGUGCCAAGCUGCCCCUCUCAGGAUGGUCACACAGCAGUGAAAACAGAAGAAAGUUCUGAGCUGGGAAACUAUGUCAUUAAGAUAGACCAUUUAGAGACUAUCCAGCAACUCUUAACAGCAGUAGUAAAGAAGAUCCCUUUAAUCACUGCAAAAAGUGAAGAUGCCAGCUGUUUUUCUGCAAAAUCUGUGGAGCAGUAUUAUGGCUGGAACAUUGGGAAAAGGAGAGCUGCUGAGUGGCAAAGAGCGAUGACAAUGCGAAAAGUCUUACAAGAAAUACUGGAAAAGAAUGCAAGAUUUCAUCACCUGACCCCGCUUAAAACCAAGCACAUUGCUCACUGGUGUCGCUGCCAUGGCUACACCCCACCUGACCCCGAAAGCCUGAGGAGCGACGGGGACUCGAUCGAGGAUGUGCUGACCCAGAUUGACAGCGAGCCAGAGUGCCCGUCAUCAUUCUCCUCUGCUGACAACCUCUGCCGGAAACUGGAGGACCUGCAGCAGUUUCAGAAAAGAGAGCCGGAGAAUGAGGAGGAGGUGGACAUCCUCAACCUCUCAGAGCCGUUAAAGAUAAAUAUCAAAAAAGAACAGGACGAGAAACAGGAAGAAAUGAAAUUCUACCUGCCACCAACACCAGGCUCUGAAUUUAUUGGUGACAUCACACAGAAGAUUGGGAUCACCCUGCAGCCUGUGGCGCUGCAUAGGAAUGUGUAUGCGUCGGUGGUGGAAGAUAUGAUUUUGAAGGCUACAGAGCAGCUGGUCAGUGACAUCCUGAGACAGGCUUUGGCGGUUGGAUACCAGGCAGCAUCUCACAACAGGAUUCCCAAAGAAAUUACAGUGAGUAAUAUUCACCAGGCCAUUUGCAACACUCCUUUUCUGGACUUCCUCACAAACAAACACAUGGGGAUAUUGAAUGAAGAUCAGUGAACAGAAUGAAGAUGCCCCUAGGAAAGCAGGAUUCGAAGUCUUGAACUGUGAUGAUUCUUCUAUUUGGGAGAGAAGGUCGUUUUCUGUGUGCCUCGGAGUAUGAUGGCUACUAAACCAUUGCCUCCACUUAGUAACACCAGUGUUCAGUCCCAGGUCAAAUCCUUUUAGGAGAGAAGUUUGUUUCCUGAUUCUAGAGUGAAGCCAUGAGUGGAUGCAUGCUCUGUCAGCUUGAAUCUGUUCCCUCUCCGUGCAGGCUCCAUCAGGGUCUCCAUCAGAGCAGGGUCAGGCCCCAUGUAUCAGGCCCUUCUGUCCUCUGCGUGUUUUCCAGUGGGCACCUUGGGCCUGAGUCUCCCUCCAGGAGGCAGAAAAAGAGUCUGGCAAGCUAGAGAUUUCACCCAUUCUGUGGGCUGGGGUUACAGGCACCACCACCACCACCCUCUAGUUACCCUGAUAACAUCUGGAGGAGGGCUGGGCUUCGGCACUCAGACCCCAAGCAUCGGCUCGGGAAGCAGUGAUGCUGUGUGGAAGACACACAAGCCUGGGAGGCUGCAGACUGAGAAUGCUUCUUUCAUGGGACACAGGAGCAUUACUACAACCAGUCUCAGAGCAUUGUCAAGGGAUGGACAGAUCCCAGCAUAGGUCAGGAGAAGGUUUGACUACAACUGAGAAGCUCUUAGCCAUAGACAGUACCCACAAAGCCCGGGCACUUGGCAGACUCAGGCCAGCUUUGAGUGUGUGCCGGGCAGAGAGCUGGUUCCUCACCAUUGGCGUGGUCUGCUGGAGCUUCUGCUGCUGAAUCCACGUUGAGUGGCCAGUGGGAAGCAGCCCCUUGGACAGUUCAACCUAUCCAGUGGAUUUGGUGUCUUGUUCUUCUCUGUCAAGGAGUUUUUCCCAAGAAGAAAAGUGUUUUAAACACUUGUGAGUGCCUUAAAGGUAGAGAAAGGACUGUCAAAGGCAAGACACAGGGAUGUCAGUGCUCAGAAGCAGUGAGAACAGAUUGUGUCAUAGGCAGAGGCCAUCUCAGUGGGAGGCAGAAGUGGUCGGAAAAAGGAAAGUUAGCCGCGCCCUGCAUGAUGUCCAGUUUCAUUAUAGACACUUUACCCCAAUCCUCCUGACAGUCUGUAGAAGUAAAGAAUUUAUUCUCAGCAGUUAGGAAUCUGCUCCAAGAAAAAGUGAAAGCUGUGAGUCAGAGCCAAAGAAACUUAUCCAAGCAACAUAAUUCACGUUUUCAUGAAUCCUCUAGAUGUUCGAGUCAGGAGAAGGCAGGGAGGCAACUACAAGAAAUCUGCCCUUUAUUCAGCAUCUGAGGACAGCAGCUGCAGAGGGAAAUUACUCAGUAAGGCAUAGGGCACGUCCUGGCUUAGUAAUAAAACAGUUCAGUAGUAAAGGCUCAGAUAUUCCAUACAUAAAAUACUCCAAGCAAGGUUAAUGGGCAAGUGUAGACUCAUUCAGCAGUGGACUGUGACUCAGAUCUAAAGAAUGAAGAUUUGCUCCAAAUGAGAACAGAGUCAGUUAUUACAGGUGUGAAAGCCUCAAGAAAUUAUCUUUUUGCAAAAGAAAUAGUAAGCGAUUUAACAGUCCCCAUAUAUGUUAAUGUUGCAAUGAAAUGUAUUUGUAUCAUAAUAUGUAACAUAAUUGUGUAACAAAAAUAUCUACAAUAAAUCUUUCAGUAUU